AUGUCGGGAAACAGAUUGAACGAUAGAAACUCGCUCAACAACUAUCCCCCACUUACUCCCUCCACACCAAGAAACGAUGAAUCAGGCGUGUCAAACCCACUGCUCUCGUCACCUAUUACUCCACGGCGAGCCAAGAAGAAAACAGUGUACAGCGACAGAUAUAUCCCGAACCGAACAGGCGUCGAUCUACAGGCUGCGUUCAGCUUGAACACAGAAACCGUCCAGUCUUUCUCUGCGACAGAAUAUUCAAACAGAGGAUCAGGAUCCAUCAUAGAAAACGAAAUCGACUAUCUGCGCGAAGAUGAAGCCAACAGGACGUUUGACGCCGUGCUAAAAUCGGAGCUGUUCGGCGAUAACUUGCCUGCAGGUUUCUCCUCCAAGAAGGCAACAACUGCAAGCGCUCCGCAAACAGCCACAACUUCGGACUCCUCGCGCAACCAAAUCACUCCUCCGGGAUCUAAUCAUGCCAGCUACUCUGGAUCGCAGAUCAAUAUCGACGAAGCAGUCCAGCGCACCCCUCGCCAGUCGGGGAACCUCUUCACAUACCAAUCGCCUUCCAAGUCACGUCCAGCGUCUUCCUCGCUUAAUGUACAGAACGAGCUGUAUUCUCUGAGCCCUGUUCGUGCAGAUAGCCAGAAACUGCUGCUUUCACCGCAGAAAAAACCUCGGUCCAUCUCAAAAGUGCCGUACCGCGUGCUUGAUGCACCAGAACUUGCAGAUGAUUUCUACUUGAACUUGGUCGACUGGGGGUCGCAGGACGUUUUGGGAGUUGGUCUUGGAUCCUGUGUGUAUCUGUGGGACGCGUCGAGCGGUUCGGUCAACAGACUGUGUGACUUGGGAGCCAACGACACCAUCACCAGUUUGUCGUGGAUAGGGGCAGGAACUCACUUGGCAAUUGGUACCAGUUCUGGAUUGGUGGAAAUUUGGGACGCAACAAUGAGCAGAUGUACACGGACAAUGACGGGUCAUUCGUCGCGUGCAUCUUCAUUAGCAUGGAACCAGCACAUUUUGACGUCUGGUUCAAGAGAUAGAACAAUUUUACACAGAGACGUUCGAGACCCAUCGCACUACAUUAAGCGUCUUGAAAAACACAAACAGGAGGUGUGUGGACUCAAAUGGAAUAUUGAGGAGAACAAGCUGGCCUCUGGAGGCAACGAUAACAAGCUCUAUGUCUGGGAAGGAAUGAACGACGAGCCGCUUUUCAAGUUCUCAGAGCACCAGGCCGCUGUAAAGGCCAUUGCAUGGUCUCCUCACCAGCGAGGAAUACUGGCCUCGGGAGGAGGAACAGCAGACCGCCGGAUCAAGAUCUGGAAUACCAUCACUGGCUUGAAGAUUAAUGACGUUGACACCGGGUCCCAGGUUUGUAACUUGGCGUGGUCUAAGAACUCCAACGAGCUGGUUUCUACACAUGGAUACUCCAGAAACCAAAUUGUCAUCUGGAAGUACAACACUAUGCAGCAGAUCGCCUCGCUCACGGGCCACACGUACAGAGUGCUCUAUCUAGCCAUGUCGCCGGACGGACAGACCAUUGUGACCGGUGCCGGCGACGAGACCUUGCGGUUUUGGAACGUCUUUGAAAAGAAUAAGAACGACACCGGACCGUCGUCUGUUCUUCUUGAUGCGUUUAUGCAACUUAGAUAA
This is a messenger RNA of Ogataea philodendri, 1641 nucleotides long. RefSeq lists its product as uncharacterized. Gene Ontology annotation, biological process: positive regulation of anaphase-promoting complex-dependent catabolic process; anaphase-promoting complex-dependent catabolic process; positive regulation of ubiquitin protein ligase activity. Bases 1 to 1641 code for a protein of 546 amino acids. The record is from RefSeq and is a predicted model, not a curated record. Gene Ontology annotation, cellular component: anaphase-promoting complex. The transcript has a single exon. NCBI's taxonomy places the organism in Eukaryota, Fungi, Ascomycota, Pichiomycetes, Pichiales, Pichiaceae. Gene Ontology annotation, molecular function: ubiquitin ligase activator activity; protein binding; anaphase-promoting complex binding.